Messenger RNA from Centruroides sculpturatus (bark scorpion), 4064 nucleotides. RefSeq lists its product as uncharacterized. The record is from RefSeq and is a predicted model, not a curated record. The transcript is spliced from 3 exons. Bases 403 to 2304 code for a protein of 633 amino acids. NCBI's taxonomy places the organism in Eukaryota, Metazoa, Arthropoda, Arachnida, Scorpiones, Buthidae.
UGUUUGUUUAUUAAUUAAGCGAACGAGAUUAUGAUUUAAUUAACAAUUUCAUCGCUAGAUGGUGCGAUUUCUAACUAUUUAUUUAUUUAUUUUUUUAAUUUUUAAUUUCAAACUUUUAAGUGUGUGCGAGGGUAUUAAAGUAAGUAAUUUCGUACGAAAAUGAUAAGCGAUUCGUAAUCGUUAUAUAUAACGCUAAUGUGCGGGGGUGUUUUUUUUCCUCUCGUCACGACAAUUACGUCAUUGUUGUUGUGGUAAAGAAGCAUGUGGAGUGGGAGCAUGCGCAAAAUAUACAACGAUGAACGUCAAUUUUACUUUAAGGCUCAACAGAGGCAAGAACGUAAGGAGGAGUGUGUUUUUAUAAACAAACAUGUUUAUCGAGAAAAUAUCAAAAAGGUUUUAUAAAUGCAAGAAAUGACAGCUAAAAAAGUCCUGAUUGCAUUGGGUAUUGCUACUAUAUGUACCAUUUUCAUCUUAAAUAAUGAGAUUAACUGGAAAUCGGUGAAUAAUUACAGCGUCGUAUACUCCAAUUAUAAUAUAGACGAGGAGGAACCAUUUCCAGAUCCUAAACAGUCCUGCAAACUUCCAAGAAUUCAUCCGUUCGAUGAGUCCAUCCUUCGAUAUCUGCAGGACUCUAAACCUAUUUACUGCAAAGUCAGACAGGAUCCUUUGACUUAUGUUAACGAUUCGGGUUUUUUGGUCUUUAACAAGAGUCAUGUUCGAGGUUCUUCACCGCCUAAUUGUGAUUUUAAAUACAUAAUUAGAAAAUCCGACGAUGUAGUGAUCUAUACCGAUUCUCAAAGCCUUCCAUUGGAGGGUGUCAUCUUGCAACACGAUUUUGUAAUUGUCUCGUGCUAUAAUUUCGCUGGAAUUUCUUAUUAUACUAACUAUCACGCUCAUAUCCACAGGAUAGCAUUGAAAAAAGUGGAGGAUAAAAGAAAAAGAUAUAAUGUCAUGCUCUUAGGAAUCGAUUCAUUGUCUAGACUCGCCUUUAUAAGGCAACUACCAAAAACUUAUAAUUAUUUAACGAAAGUUAUGGGUACUCAUGUCCUUAGAGGUAUGACUAAAAUCGGUGACAAUACUUUUCCUAAUUUGAUAGCUCUCCUAACAGGGAAAUUUCCAGAAGAGCUAGCCUUGCCCGAAGACAAAACCUACGAUCAGUGGCCUUGCAUAUGGAAGGAUUUCUCCAAAGAAGGAUAUGCUACGAUGUUCGUAGAAGAUCGUCCAGAUAUUAGCCUUUUUAAUUAUAUGAGAAAGGGUUUCCAUACUCAACCUACUAAUCAUUACUUUCGUCCAUUUAUGAUGUCCUUAGAAGAUUCAAAAGUUCAUCGUUUUAGUUCGCAUUUAUGCUUCGGCGAGACGCCUAAGCAUUUACUUCUUUUGAAUUACGCUGACAAGUUUAUUAAGAACUAUAACUCUUACAGGCCCUAUUUUGGCUUUAUAUUUUUCGUGGAGUUGAGCCACGAUUACGUCAGCCAAGUCAGCAUAGCUGACGAUGACUUAACAAAAUGGCUUCGAGACAAGUACGAGAAUGACUAUCUAAAUGACACUAUUUUUAUCUUAUUUUCCGACCACGGUCAUCGUUUCGAUUCGAUAAGGACCACUUUGGUAGGCAGAAUCGAAGAAAGGAUGCCAUUUUUCUCUAUAUACGUUCCUCCCUCGCUAGUAAGGGAAAAUCCACAAAUUAUGCAAACUCUGGAUACCAAUACGGGACGUUUGACCACCCCUUUUGAUACUUAUUACACUUUAAUGGAUGUUUUGAGACACAAUACGGGAUCCAAAUUAGGAUCUACAAGUUCUUCGCGUGGCACAACUUUAUUUGGGACUAUCUCCUCCGACAGGACGUGUCCUCAAGCUGGCAUAUCGGAACAUUAUUGCACUUGCGAAGUCGAAACUACUUUAUCUUUAUCGGAUCCUAAAUGCCAAACGGCGAGUACCCUUGUAGUGGAUGCCAUCAACCAUCUUAUCUUGGAUGAAUUUAGCAACAAUUCAAUUUGUAUCAAACUGAACUUUUCCAAACUUCACAGGUGUGAAGAAUCCUUGCCGAACAAUAAAGUUUUAACGAAUUCGCGAGUAUAUUUUGGUAAUUUAAUUAGCGACGAAGUGGCUAAAGAAGUGACUUCCAAGUUAAGGAUACUCGUUGAAGUGAUGCCAAGUGGAGGGCUCUUCGAAGCCACGGUUUUAUAUUCCAACGAUCACGGGACUUAUAACGUUAUAAACGAUAUAAGCCGCGUAAAUAAGUAUGGAAAUCAAUCGUCUUGCAUCGUCGAUCCUGUUCUUCGUAAAUAUUGCUAUUGCAACAAGUAAUUGUGAUAAUGUUUAACAAUUUUCACUGCCAGAAAAAAACAAGGAAUUUUUUAAUUUUCGUGUGUAUAUUUUGUAGAAGAAGAAGAAAAAAAAAUUACAUAUUUUUCCAUUAAAUUAUUACACUUCAAAAGCUUUGAAUGUGCCUAAACCAUGGACCAAUUUGUCUAAAACUAGGACCAAAGUAUGAAUACCAAGCUGAUUUUAUUUUUACAACUUGUCUAUUUAAAGUUAGUUCGUGGUCCAUUUUUUGAGCAAGCUGUACCGUAACAGUAUUAAAAAAAAUGACAGCAGUAUCUAAUGGUGCUAAGUUAAAUAAAAUGCUUAUGUUUAUUAAUAGUUGUUAAUGAAUGUGUUAAUCAAUAGUUCAAAAUGUGGGCGGUGUCGCCUCCAGUGUGGAUUAUCUAAGUAGGCGAUAUGAAAGUAGGCAGUUGGAGGUGACGUUUUUCACUUAUGACUGAUCAGUUUUAUUCAAUAACAAAUUUUAAUUAAAUAUGAUGUUAAUUGUUUUCCUUAAUGAUUCGUGUAAACUUAUAUUCUAAAAAAAUACGUUGGAGUAAGGGGCUCUAGAAUGGAAUUUAUGGAACCACUCAAGCAAGGUCUUUCUUACAUUUGUACUCUAAGGAUAAAAAUUUAUUUAAUUUAUAGAAACUUAAGGUCUUAAAUUACUACUAUCGAUUCCCUCGAUCAAGUUUGGAACACGUACACAAAACCAUUAUAGACUUAGAUGUAUAAUUCGUGAGUAACAAAAUUAAUACGUGUAAAGUCUGUUGUUAAAAAUACAAUUUUUCAAGAUAUAAAAGAAGUUUUUUUAUAAAUUAAGAUUUUGUAAAUAAAUUUUACAGCAAUAAUAAUACAAAUUAGGAAAUAAUGUGUUUAUAUGACGAAAUACUUUAACUGAUUAUUAAGGAUAAAUUGUUAAUGGUGGCAAUAAUGCAUUUGCGUAAUAAUAAUAUAUUAACAUAUGACAAAGAACAAGAUGAAUUCUUACAUAAAUGUCAUUUAUUUCACAAUAUUUUAUCAUAUUAUAAUGAUUGAUGCACACGCAUUAGUACAGAAUCGAAAGCAAUUCUUGACGAACGAUCUACAAAUACCCAUAAAAGUCAAUGCAAAGACCGAAUCCAUCAUGGUCGAUGGCAAAAUGUAUAGAGUUAUGGAUACCGAUCUUCCUAAAUCUAUAAUUAAUUUGUAUAAAAAAUUACGCUUAGAAAUAAGAGAAAGUAAUCGAAUUUGGAAGAAAAUAAAGCGAGAGAAACUGUAUAAAACAUUUAAAGAUUUAUUAAAGUACAAAAUUGGACCUUUUGUAGAGGAAGCAAUAGAAAAAGAGCGGCUCCGAUUCCUCCGUAAGCGCGAAUUUUUCAGCAAUCUUCAUCGAAAUCCUCAAUUUUGGGACGAACUAGACAACGAUGUAGUGUCUCAAUUCGAAGAUAAAUCGAUUAGAAAUAAAACAAACUCUAAUAAGCCCAUAAAUAUUGUGUUGAUUUCAGUUGCAGUGGCAAUUUUCAUGGCUAUGGUCACUGCUUGGUUAAUACUAAAGAGAAAUGGCAAUCCUCAUAAAUUCUACUCAGUCUCUACCUGCGCUGUCGACCAGAAGAAUAUAAUUACAACGAAACCUAAAAUGCAGACAGAUAACUUGACUAAAUUCCCAAAAAAUACGAAGAAACCAGAGCAGCCGAAGAUACAAAAAUUCGAUUUAGUAAAGAAGGAUGAAGUACCGAAGAAGACGACGGCAUUUUUAUCUUCGGAUAAAAUAUCAAAAAAAA